UCCGUCGCCAUUCAGUGAGCCGAGUGGCAGUCGUGUGUGGUGGAUCGUUUUGUCGACACGCACCACCGAUUCGGAAGCCGGAACAGAAACGGCAGCACCAGCAUAAUGUUGGCAAUAGUGACGAGCGGUGUGGCGUUGCUGCUCUCGAUCGUGAUCUGGUGGACGGUGGCUAACUAUGGCAGUGCGCUCCGGUACGCCGGCAAACUUGGCGGACCCGUGGCGUACCCGCUGGUGGGCAAUGGGCUACUGUUUAUCAACAAAACUCCGGCCGAGUUCCUUCAACUGCUCGGGCGGCUGAUCGCACAGUACGGCAAAUGUUUGCGUGUUUGGCUCGGUACACAGCUGAUCGUGCUCGUAACCGAUCCGAAGGACAUUGAGGUCCUCCUGAGCAGUCCAAAGUACAUCGAUAAAUCCGGCGAGUAUGACUUUAUCCGACCAUGGCUGGGUGAAGGGCUGUUGAUAAGCCGGGGUCGCAAAUGGCAGGCAAGGCGGAAGAUAAUCACGCCAACGUUUCACUUCAAGAUUUUGGAACAGUUUAUCGAAAUAUUUGAUCAGCAGGGCAACACGUUCGUCGACAUUCUGCGAUUGUUUGCAAAAUCGGGCGAAACGUUCGAUGUGUUCCCGCUGGUUACGCUGUGCGCGCUGGACGUUAUUUGUGAGUCGGCGAUGGGAACCAAGGUGAAUGCACAGAUCAAUUCCGAGUCACAGUACGUGAAGGCGGUCAAGGAGAUUACCAACCUUAUACAGCUCCGCAUCUACGACUUUGUAAUAAGGUACGAGUUCUUCUUCCGCCUUUCGGCCAACCGGCGAAGGCAACGGAAAGCGCUAGCCAUCCUUCACGGGUACACGGAUAGCGUGAUACGGGCAAGACGGCAGGAGCUGAACACCAGCAAAUCUGACGAUCAAGCAAACGCGCACCACGAGGAUCCGGUAGGGCUGAAGAAGCGUAUGGCAUUCCUGGACAUGUUGCUGCAGGCGACGAUCGAUGGGCGACCGCUGACCGAUCUCGAGAUCCGGGAGGAGGUGGAUACGUUCAUGUUCGAGGGACACGAUACGACGACAUCGGCCAUCAGCUUCCUGUUGCUGAGUUUGGCGAAAAACCCCGACGUUCAGGAGCGUGUGUUUAACGAGGUGCGAAACGUGGUGGGUGAUGAUCGCAAGCAACCCGUAACGAUGGCGAUGCUGAACGAUAUGCACUACCUGGAGUUGGUGAUCAAGGAAACGCUCCGGCUUUACCCUUCAGUACCAAUGUUUGGAAGGAAAAUGUUGCAAAACACCGAAAUCAAUGGAAAAAUAUUCCCAGCCGGCAGUAACGUGAUAAUGUUCCCGUUCUUCCUUGGACGUGAUGCCGAUUUCUUCCCGAACCCUGAGAAAUUUGAUCCGGAGCGCUUUAACGUGGAAACGUCGGCAGAAAAGACGAACCCCUACCAGUACGUUCCGUUCAGUGCCGGACCAAGGAAUUGCAUUGGACAAAAGUUUGCCGUGGCAGAGCUGAAGAGUUUGGUGAGCAAAGUGUUGCGAAACUUUGAGAUACUCCCAUCGGAGGAACCGUUCGAGGAAACGUUUAUUGCGGAGCUUAUCUUGCGUCCGGAGCGGGGCGUUCCGAUACGUGUUAAGCCACGUGUAUAUGCCUUAGCAAUGGUCCUUUCCACGGUCGUGGCGCUGCUGGCACUAGCCGCAUUGGGUGCGAUCUACAUCUACCAACGGUUUGGUGAGAUGCUAAAGCACACCGGGAAAUUGGGAGGCCCACCAGCGUAUCCACUCAUCGGCAAUGGAUUACUGUUCCUAAACAAAUCACCCGCUGAAUUCCUAAGGAUCAUUGGUGCACUGCUGAAACAGUACGGUGAUUGUUUUCGCGUUUGGCUCGGUACUCAGCUGGCGAUCGUAGUGAUUGACCCAAAGGAUAUCGAGGUGUUGUUAAGCAGUCCCAAAUACAUCGACAAAUCCACUGAGUACGACUUUAUUCGGCCAUGGCUGGGAGAGGGAUUGCUCACGAGUCGUGGACGCAAAUGGCACACGCACCGGAAGGUGAUCACUCCGACGUUCCAUUUCAAGAUUUUGGAACAGUUUGUGGAGAUAUUCGAUCGUCAGAGUACCACCUUCAUCAAGGUGCUGCAACCGUUUGCCGAAUCGGGCAAAUCGUUCGACAUCUUCCCGCAGGUGACACUGUGCGCAUUGGAUGUAAUCUGCGAGUCAGCCAUGGGAACGAAAGUGAAUGCACAGCUCAAUUCCACCUCAGACUAUGUGCUAGCAGUGAAAGAGAUCACAAAUCUCAUACAGCUGAGAUUUUACGACUUUCUCAUAAGGUACGAGUUUUUCUUCCGCCUAUCCGCCAACAGUCGCAAGCAAAAGAAGGUGCUAAAGGUGCUGCACAACUACACGGACAGUGUGAUCAAGGGACGGCGUCAGCAGCUGGAAGCAAACGCUUCCGGCGGAUCGACGGAAGAGACGAGCGAUCAGGAUCUUGGCAUCAAGAAGCGUAUGGCCUUUCUCGACAUGCUUCUCCAAUCGACGGUCGAUGGUCGUCCGCUGACCGAUCUCGAGAUACGGGAGGAGGUGGAUACGUUCAUGUUCGAGGGACACGACACGACCACUUCCGCCAUCAGCUUCCUGUUGCUGAGUUUGGCGAAAAAUCCCGACAUUCAGCAGAAAGUGUUCGAGGAGGUGCGGGACAUCGUGGGGGAUGAUCGUACGCGCCCCGUGACGAUGGCGAUGCUGAACGACAUGAGCUAUCUGGAUUUGGUGAUCAAGGAAACGCUUCGGCUGUAUCCUUCGGUACCGAUGAUCGGAAGGAAAAUGCUUCAAACAACCGAAAUCAACGGUAAGAUCCUUCCAGCCGGUGCGAACUUGAUCAUCAUGCCGUUCUUCCUUGGACGUGACGCACGCUACUUCCCCGAUCCGGAACGAUUCGAUCCGGAGCGGUUUAAUGUGGAACGGUCAGCGGAAAAGGCAAACCCCUACCAGUACAUCCCGUUCAGCGCUGGGCCUAGGAAUUGCAUCGGACAGAAGUUCGCAGUGGCGGAGCUGAAGAGUCUGGUGAGCAAGGUGCUCCGCCAUUACGAGAUUCUGCCGUCGGCCGACAAGCGGGACGAAUCGUUCAUUGCGGAACUAAUAUUGCGGCCCGAGCACGGUGUGUUCGUUCACUUGAAGCCAAGAGUUUAUUAGGACUCGGAGACGGUGUAUGAUGGUGAUGAUGUGUUUUUAAUGGCCAUAUUUAUUGAAUUAAUGAAAAAACCAAAUUGUAAUAAUUGUACUGUGUUAUGACGCGAAGCAUGGAUAAAAAAGAAGGUUUGUUGCUUGUUGUCCCGUUGAAAUCUAAAUAAAGAAGUCUUUCCUAUACAUUA
Anopheles stephensi (Asian malaria mosquito) is the source of this 3344-nucleotide messenger RNA. Its product is annotated as cytochrome P450 10-like. Bases 106 to 3165 code for a protein of 1019 amino acids. The transcript has 12 exons. Lineage: Eukaryota; Metazoa; Arthropoda; Insecta; Diptera; Culicidae. Gene Ontology annotation, molecular function: iron ion binding; heme binding; monooxygenase activity. The record is from RefSeq and is a predicted model, not a curated record.